CCACUGACGAUAUACACUCUGCCCUCCUCCUCCACUCUGGGCUCUGCAGCACUGCUGAAAUGCCGGUUCAAUAUUGGGGGGCCAAUCAAUCUAACCGCCCUGCAGGUUCACUGGUAUUUCUCAGAUCAGAGCAUGGCGCAGUACGACCGAGGAAAGGAAACAUUCGCACCAGGGGUGAGCAUCUCCAAGCAGGAGUUACUGAUGGGGAAUGCCUCCCUGGGGAUGGAGAACGUACAAAUAUCGGACAAGGGGCAGUAUAAAUGUGUGGUCGGCUAUGGUGCGGAGCAGCAGCAGAGCGAGACGACCCUCCGUGUGUUGGCUGCUCCAAGACUCUUCAUCCCCCGGCGAGAGGCCAGGACAGACACAGCGACCUCCUUCCCGUGCCACGUGUGGGGAUUCUACCCCCAGGACGUCACCGUCACGUGGCUGAGAGACAGGCGGGUUCUGACCAACGCCACCCACUCUGCCCCACAGAGGAACCCGGACGGGACCUUUAACCUCACCCUGACCUACACCUUUACCCCCACUGCGAGCGAUUCCGGCAGCAUCUUCUCUUGCCACGUCAGCCAUGUGGCUCUGGUCCAGCCCCUGCGGGAGGAGUUCGUCCUGGCUGUCACAGUUCAUGCUGCCUCUGCCUCUAGGUGA
Chelonoidis abingdonii (Abingdon island giant tortoise) is the source of this 645-nucleotide messenger RNA. The record is from RefSeq and is a predicted model, not a curated record. NCBI's taxonomy places the organism in Eukaryota, Metazoa, Chordata, Testudines, Testudinidae.